Molecule: messenger RNA, 729 nt
Organism: Cantharellus anzutake
Lineage: Eukaryota; Fungi; Basidiomycota; Agaricomycetes; Cantharellales; Hydnaceae
Exons: 2
Coding region: 1-729 (242 amino acids)
Source: RefSeq, a predicted model, not a curated record
AUGUGUGGGCGCAGUGACAAAAACAGAGAGGAUGAAGUUAAUCCCAUCAGAGGCCGCUCCAGCCUAGAGGCUCGCGACGCACGAGCAGGUCCGGGUAACAUCAUCACAGCAAGUGGUCCAAACAUUCCCGAUGAGUUGUACUCAGGGCUCUCCCUUCGACCGGCGCCCAGGGGAUGGUCCAUUCAAGAGGAUGCUACGAGAGGCAAGAUCUUCCAAGUACAAUACUCCGGACCGGAGCCUGAGGGAAGUUUUGGCAAUCGAGAGCUACUGGACGAGCUGGACGAGGAAAAACAAGGUGAUAAACCUGAAGCAAAAGAAAACAACGGCAUCCGCGGGAACGCCGAAAGCGGAGAUCGAGAGCCAGAUGACAACGAUGGGGAAGGUGGAGUUCAUAAGCGCCGAAUCAGCUUCCCGGAAUCACAAAGAAGCGUAGUACCACCAAUAAUACUGGAGAGGCCACGAUCGGAAGGAGGGAGGGGAGCGACCUUUACGCCGGUCGUAAUUACCGGAAUCCUGAGCUUGCCAAGAAGACGCACGAUCUUUUGCUACAUUACGCCUGAAGAUCCAAUUGCAGCCAAGGGCCGUGGCUAUCAGCCUUCGAACAGUACGCCGAUGCACCGACGCCGAGUGGAGCCACGUCGAAUCUUACCAACCGCUUCUUUCCGUUAUGCUCCAGUGCCAGGCUCAGGGCUUGUCGAGAAAAAGGAGGAAAGCACGAAAAGUGGUUGA